AUGCAAAGCUUCCUCCUCGACCGCAUCUUUCCAACCUCAAGCCCACUUCUUCCGCAGCAUGAGCGCAAUAGCGCCCAUACCUCUUCUCCCAAUGGUCUUUCACAUUUAGAACCCUCUCGCUCUCCUCUUGCGUCAAGCAGCACUAUCCUACGAGCAGCCCCAGUUUCUACCUCUUCGGCGACUAAUUUCGAUCCUCUCAUUCCCCUCGAGCGUGCUGCCAAGUCGCUUCAACGUACCAUCCAGUCCCUCUUAGAUGCACAAUCUGAAGGUCUGCUCUCAGGUCUCAGACCCGGCAACGACCAAGACGAAAUCUCCUCCAAUGGCUCCCUUACCCCAACGCCAACGAUGUUCUCUACUUCGACCAUGCGCAAACGCGUUACCAUCCCUGUUCGACAACCACCGCAGAAGAAGAUUUCUCUGCGGGCAGCCCGGCGAGGGCUCUCCCGGUCCAUGCACGACUUUGCUGCUCUGAAGGACGAAGAAGAACGAGUUCUAGAACUGCAAGUGCAGGAGCGGGAAGAUGCAUUACAUCAGGUGGAAGCUUUUACAUACAAGCGCGAAGGCAUCGAGUCCCAUAUUGCCUCCAUCUCGUCUGAGAGUGGCGCUCAAUCCGCAGGUCGUCUCCGUGCCGAAGCGAAUCGGUUAGGUAGACAGAUCCAAGAAUUGGAGGACAGACUCUUCGAGAUGAAAGCCCGUCACAGACAUCUUGCUGACAAGGCACAGCAACUGGAAAGUUCGGUACAAUCAAAACUGAGCUCCUACAACGCUAGCCUCGAACUCCUAGAUAAGGAUAUCAAACGGUUUAUAGAGAACCCGCCCAUCCUCCAGCCCAGCUCUAGGACAACACGUAACCCUAUCGAUGGAGAUAGUAGUGCAGAGAGCUUCUAUGCUCUCAAACCCAAUAGGAGGACACUACAGAUGGCAAAGGAUCACUGGCAUGAUGAACGAGAAGAUCUGAUCCGCAGGAAGGAAGCAAUUCAGCUGGAAAAGACGGCCCUAGAAGACGGGGGCCAGGUGUGGCGUGAGGUCGUGACUAAGAUUCAGUCAUUCGAGAAAUUUCUCAAGGCACAGAUGCAGCAGUUUUCCGUGAACCCGACCUCACAACGGGAGCGAGAUGAGGGAAUGGCGUCUGUGCUGAACAGCAUGGACAAAGUCAUGGAAUUCUUGGAACGGCAUGUCCAGGAAGCAGAAGGCAAGGAGUGGAAACUGUUGAUCUGUUGCAUAGGCGCUGAAUUGGAAGCUUUCCGGGAGGGCAGACAGGUGCUGAUCGAAGCGUCUCGAUUCCGAAAUGGGCAGAUCCACGAGGAAGAGCAGAAUGAACUGCUCGACUAUGGCGAAAAUGGAGAAACUAAUGCUGAGCCUUUUCUAGACCAGCUCCAGGACCGUUCGGAGGACGAUGCUAACAUGAACUCCAGCCACAGAACAGAAAGUGCCAUCCUAUCAAAUGCUAGACCAGCGGCGGAAGAUGAUGAAGAGCGAAGUCCCAAGCUCUUACCAGAUUCGCCACGACCCAAGCCGACACUGUCUGCUGAAUCCAGAUCAUCCGAGAGCGAAGACGACGAUCCUGGACCUGACUUCUUGAUCUCUCACACCUGA
Endocarpon pusillum Z07020 is the source of this 1596-nucleotide messenger RNA. RefSeq lists its product as uncharacterized. The transcript has a single exon. NCBI's taxonomy places the organism in Eukaryota, Fungi, Ascomycota, Eurotiomycetes, Verrucariales, Verrucariaceae. The record is from RefSeq and is a predicted model, not a curated record. Bases 1 to 1596 code for a protein of 531 amino acids.